Sapajus apella (tufted capuchin) is the source of this 1662-nucleotide messenger RNA. RefSeq names its product serine protease 38 (gene PRSS38). Gene Ontology annotation, biological process: proteolysis. The transcript is spliced from 5 exons. The record is from RefSeq and is a predicted model, not a curated record. The coding region runs from base 194 to 1405 and encodes 403 amino acids. NCBI's taxonomy places the organism in Eukaryota, Metazoa, Chordata, Mammalia, Primates, Cebidae. Gene Ontology annotation, molecular function: serine-type endopeptidase activity.
GCACCAUGCCUGACCUACUUUCUGUCUCUCUCUCUUUUUUUAUAGCUGGGCAGCAGAUGUUCAAUUGUCAUCGACCUAACAAUUAAGUUGGCCAUGAAGAAAGCUGAGAACAUCAGGAUUUAAAACACAGAAUUCUCAAGUGGACCUGACUGUGGGAUGGAAUGCCAAACCUAGGCUGAGGUAUGGUUGGGCAAUGUCACGUGUCUUGCUUGGGAGCCAUCAUGUGCCCAGGUCGGGAGAGGUAAAUCCCGAGACACAGACAUGUGCUGGGGGUGCAGUCACAUGUCCAGGUCAGGCGCCCUCACCUGCUGGGAGUGCCAUCACCUGGUGGGGGCCAGUCACCUGGUGGGGGCGCAAUCCCGUGCUGGAGACACGGUCACGUGUUGGGGCGCAGUCACCCGCUGGGGGCGCUGCCUCCGGCCUCAUGUCUGCCCCUGCUUCCGGCAUGGGUACACCCGGGCCCUCUGCCCUGGGCCUUUUGCUGCUGCUCCUGGUGGGGCCCCCAACCGGGGUCGCUGCCUCGGGCCACAGACACGCGGAGAGCCAGGGAAUCUCCCUAAGUCGCAGCGUGGCCUGUGGCCGGCCCAGCAUGAUGGGGAAGAUCCUGGGCGGCCGCCCCGCGCCGGAGAGGAGGUGGCCGUGGCAGGUCAGCGUGCACUACGCGGGCCUCCACGUCUGCGGCGGCUCCAUCCUCAACGAGUACUGGGUGCUGUCGGCUGCGCACUGCUUCGGCCGGGACAAGAACAUCAAAAUCUAUGACAUGUACGUAGGCCUUGUGAACCUCAGGGUGGCCGGCAACCACACCCAGUGGUAUGAGGUGGAACGGGUGAUCCUGCAUCCCUCGUAUGAGGUGGACCACCCCAUCGGAGGCGACGUGGCGCUGGUGCAGCUGAAGAGCCGCAUUGCGUUUUCUGACUCCGUGCUCCCGGUCUGCCUUCCACCUCCAGAUCUGGACCUUACCAGUGCCAAUUGCUGGGCUACAGGAUGGGGACUAGUCUCACAACAAGGUGAAACCUCAGACGAGCUGCAGGAGGUGCAGCUCCCACUGAUCCCGCGAACCUGGUGCCGCCUGCUCUAUGGACACGUGUCCUACAUCAUGCCCAACAUGUUGUGUGCUGGGGACAUCCUGAACAUUAAGACUGUGUGUGAGGGCGACUCCGGGGGCCCACUCGUCUGUGAAUUCAACCACAGCUGGUUGCAGAUUGGAAUCGUGAGCUGGGGCCGUGGCUGCUCCAACCCUCUGUACCCUGGAGUGUAUGCCAGUGUUUCCUAUUUCUCAAAAUGGAUAUGUUAUAAUAUAGAAAUCACACCUGCUCCUGCUCAGCCAGCCUCUGCUCUCUCUCCAGCUCUGGGGGCCACUCUCAACGUCCUUGUGGCCAUGCUGGCUGGCUGGUCAGUGCUGUGAGGCCAGGACACCCCUCUAGCAUUCUCAUGGCUGCACACUGCCCAGCCCAGCUGCCUCCAACCCCCUAAGCACCUCCUGCCCUGCUCUCUCCAGAGGAGGCAAGGGCCAACCAUCCCGUGGGUGGAUGCGGAGUCCAGAGGUGCUGAGCAAGUGUGCAAAAGAGGAGAGGGAAGGGGGAGAGAGGCUGGCCAGGCAGGACCCAGCUGGGGCAGAGUGCACCUGAGAUUUGAUAAGAUCAUUAAAUAUUUACAAAGCAA